This is a messenger RNA of Eufriesea mexicana, 1842 nucleotides long. RefSeq names its product putative ATP-dependent RNA helicase DDX56 (gene Hlc). Gene Ontology annotation, cellular component: cytosol. Gene Ontology annotation, molecular function: RNA helicase activity; nucleic acid binding; ATP binding. NCBI's taxonomy places the organism in Eukaryota, Metazoa, Arthropoda, Insecta, Hymenoptera, Apidae. The transcript is spliced from 6 exons. The coding region runs from base 73 to 1725 and encodes 550 amino acids. The record is from RefSeq and is a predicted model, not a curated record.
AUAAGUAAACAACUUGGUAUAGUGACAAGUUGACACGUGUUUUUUAAUUUUAAUCACAUAUUUGUACCCAAUAUGACCUCAAACGAAAUGGAAGUAGACGAAGAAAAUGAAACAAAACUAAAAAAUUUUCAUGAGUUAGAACUGGACGACAGAAUUUUAAAGGCUAUUGCAAAAUUAGGUUGGGUAGAACCAACAUUAAUACAAGAAAAAGCAAUACCAUUAAUGCUUGAUGGGAAAGAUAUUUUAAUUAGAGCUCGCACAGGAUCUGGGAAAACAGCUGCAUUUGCUAUACCACUUAUACAAAAAAUUUUAUUGAAGAAAAGAAUGCAAAACAAGCAAGAAAUUAAAGGUCUUAUUAUAACUCCAAGCAAAGAACUAUGCAAACAAAUACAUGAUGUUUUAAUCAGUUUAACAAUAAAAUGCAGCAGAGAAAUAAGAAUUAUUGAUGUCAGUCCACAAGUAGAUCUUAUUGCACAGAAACCAUUAUUAGCUGAAAAACCUGAUAUUGUUAUUGGUACUCCAAGUAGAUUAUUACGGCAUUUAAAAGCAAAUAAUAUGAAAUUGAAACAUUCUCUUGAAACACUAGUAAUUGAUGAAGCUGAUCUAGUAUUUUCAUUUGGAUAUGAAAAUGAAAUAAAAAAUGUAUUAAAUUAUUUACCAAUAUUAUACCAAGCAGCUUUAGCUUCUGCAACAUUAUCAGAAGAUGUACUAACACUUAAAAAGUUGGUACUUCAUAAUCCAGCAAUUUUAAAAUUAGAAGAACCCCCAUUAGCUCCAUUGUCACAAUUAUCACACUAUAGUCUUGCAGCAGAAGAAAAUGAUAAAGCUGCUAUUUUAUAUGCUUUAUUGAAGUUACAUUUAGUUAGAGGAAAAACUAUUAUAUUUGUAAAUACAGUAGAUAGGUGUUACAAGUUAAAGUUGUUUUUGGAACAGUUUGGUAUACCAACUUGUGUAUUAAAUUCUGAAUUACCAGCAUUUUCAAGAUGUAGAGCAGUUACUCAAUUUAAUUCUGGAACAUAUGAUAUUAUAAUAGCAUCAGAUGAAAAAUCUUUAGAUGAGCCUCAUGUAAUUAAAGUUAAAAAAGGGAAACGUAGAAAAGAUAAAGAAUCUGGUGUAGCACGGGGUAUUGAUUUUCAGUUUGUGUCCAAUGUAAUUAAUUUUGAUUUUCCUCCAGAUGUAAAUUCUUAUAUUCAUAGAGCCGGACGUACAGCUCGAGGAAAAAAUGAAGGAGCGGCAUUGAGUUUUAUUUCAGUAAGAGAAAGACCACUUCUUGAAGAGGUUGAGAACGAAUUAAAAGAUUGUUAUAAUCGUGAUACUUUAUUUAAAACAUAUCUGUUCAAGCUAGAAGAAGUCGAAGGUUUUCGAUAUCGUGCAAAAGAUGCGUGGAAAGCCGUAACGAGAAUAGCUGUGCGAGAAGCUCGUUUAAAAGAAAUAAAGCAAGAAAUACUUAAUUGUGAAAAAUUAAAAAGUUAUUUUCAAGAUAAUCCAAGAGAUUUGCAAUCCUUGAGACAGGAUAAAGCAUUACAUACUGUAAAGUUACAACCACAUUUGAAGGAUGUACCUGACUAUAUAGUCCCACCAACUUUGAAAAGGCUUGUUGGCAUUAAAAAAAGAAGGAAAUUUAACAUAGAAUCUGCAAAAUCGAAGCCUACCGCUACACAAGCAAAAUAUCGAGCACGUGCAUCAAAUCCUCUGAUUAGUUUACAAAUACCAAAUUUGAAAUAAAAGUUUUUUACUGAUCAUAAUAUUUUCUUUAAACUCAUUUAUUUCGUGACACUGCUUAUUAUAAAUAACAUUUUAUAAGAUUUUAUACAUUUAAAUUGUAAAAAAUUGUAGAUGAAA